Molecule: messenger RNA, 1373 nt
Organism: Saccoglossus kowalevskii
Lineage: Eukaryota; Metazoa; Hemichordata; Enteropneusta; Harrimaniidae
Source: RefSeq, a predicted model, not a curated record
AUCACAUAUCGUCUACUCUCUAUAAUAUCAUUUCCGACUACAUCAGCUAUGGAGACACAAUGCCCUUCCAACCAGGUCGAUAACGGACUCGGUCACUGUAUUCCAUGUUUACACUGCAAGAAGUUGACAAGCCCGCCCGAUACGUGUUCACAAUGUAAAACCAUGGGGAUAGAGUGUAUUGCUGGUAAAGUUGAUAACGGUCUCGGUAUCUGCAUGCCGUGUUCACACUGCAAGAAGCUAGAAAAACCACCCAAAUCGUGUUUAAAAUGCAAAUUUCCAACAACAACACGUAAGGCGAUUAAAGCAAGAGUAACUUCCACAUCGCAUGGAACUACGCCAACAACGACUGGGUACAGGUCAACGGAACAAAAUACACAUUUGCAACCCAAACCAGAGUUACAGUGGCAACCCACAUUGCAGUCAAACGCCGUGCCAGCUUUGCAAGAGUCCUCGACAGUCGCAGGGAUGGUUGGUACGAGUUCAGUAGCGCCCUCAGUCGCACUGGUGGCCAAUCAGAUCAGUCCCGUGUUGAUAGCAGUUGUUGCAGUUUCUGCUGUAAUCGCUAUUGUGGCUAUGUAUAUCAUGUUAAGAUGUUUUUGUCAGAAAGCAAAUGCUGACGACACCGACAAAAAGGACUGUGUUCCAGUGGAUCUGGUAUCAAAAUUCGAUCUAACCAAGCGAAGGGCAAAGUCGGAGGUUGUCAGUCGUGAUGGAGAAGGUACUCUCAAACUACCAGAUAUCGUUAUUCAUAGUAACAAAUCGGACGCCGAAGAGUCCCACAAAUCACACAAUGGUGUGGAAUCUAAAGAAUCACAAGUUGUUGGCAUGGCAGCGCAGAUGGACGGGAGAUCUGAAGGGAUGAAGUGUACAUGUGCUGCACGUGAAUGUACGAGGUGCGAUCGUCUCGUGACCAGCCCCGUUCACCCUGGAGCUGGCGGCGCCCUGGUGCUACCACGUUCGAGCUAUCACGAACCUGACAACGCGAACUGAAGAAGACAAAUAAACUGAGAACGAAUGUUACGAACGUGUUCGCUGCACUGCCAGAAUGCACUGUACCUAUAUGGAUAGCAGGUGUCCGAGGGCACUGCUUCGCAGAAGCCGAACCUAUUGUCAAUAACUACAUUUUUGUUGAUGCCUCAGUAAUUGUGUAAAUAUUUUUUUUCAAACACAUAUUAUAUCCAGCCUGAGUAAGGAUGCGUUGAGCUGUUGUACCAUCAUUAUGUACUAGUGUGCAUUUACGUGGUUCUUGUCACGAUUCUCGCGAUAUUCUUUGUUGAUAACAUAUUUAUAACGACAAUAUAUGAUCCAUGCGAUAGUUUCCACACCUUGAUAUAAAGAUGAAUAAAUGUAUAUAAGUAAAUUAUAAUAAUACU